AUGCCAGCAAUGCCAACACGAAUAUGUCGUGCUAGCAGUGCCAACGCAAGAACGGUUGCAACCUGUUGGUGGGUGUGUCCAGUCAAGGUAUAUGGCAGAACUAAUGGCAAAGAACCUCGCCUGUACCGUGCCUCAGGAAGAUUUCAGAAGAGAGUAGUUGCUGCAGUCCCGACUCAUGAUGUGACCACAGUCCCUCCGAGGCCAGCCAGCCUAGAUUCAUCAGCAGUGAGUCAAUUCAACUAUGAUGAGGACGUUCAUAACCUCAACAAACUGACGGAAGAUAAUUCGAUAUUGGAGGAAGCGGCAGAAUUCGCUAAAGGUCUCGAGCGAACAACAGUUGCGGUACGAGGUGACGAAGAAUUGAGGACAACGACAGCGCCCGCAAACAAUUUUGCAAAUGCACCAGCUAUCAUAACACCUACGCCCCACAAAGCGGAUGUGACGACGUGGAAAAGGAGCGAUUUUGGGCUGAACUACAGAAUCAUAUUGCAGCAGUCCCCGAGAGCGAAGUAA
This is a messenger RNA of Cooperia oncophora, 513 nucleotides long. NCBI's taxonomy places the organism in Eukaryota, Metazoa, Nematoda, Chromadorea, Rhabditida, Trichostrongylidae. The record is from the annotation of a GenBank genome assembly.